Messenger RNA from Rubroshorea leprosula, 419 nucleotides. NCBI's taxonomy places the organism in Eukaryota, Viridiplantae, Streptophyta, Magnoliopsida, Malvales, Dipterocarpaceae. The record is from the annotation of a GenBank genome assembly.
UUUCUGCGUCCACAACUUCCCCAUUGCACUUGUCUCUCAGUCAGAAUCGAAAUACGACCCGCGAGAAGCAAGAUUGUUAGCAACAUCAACAUGCCUGGGAUCAAGCACACCGGGAGAGGGGCACUUGUACAUGAAUGCACUAGAUAAUACCGGAAAAGCCUGGAGUUUCCCCUGCUCUGUUCACCAUGACGAGACCACUGGAACUGUUGUCUCUGUUUUCUGGGACGAAUUUGUUCGCGAGAAAGGUGUCGGGCAAAUGAAAGGUGGUUCUCAAGGAAAAAUCUAUGGCGGAGGGGACGAUAUCUGAAGUAGGUGACUUAAUUAGUGUCCAGGACAUACUAUGGUGGAAGUUUAUUAUUCUUUUGUACUAAUCAAAAGUGUGUGUGAUGAAUUGUGGUGAUUAAAUUGUUUUUAUUCAU